This is a messenger RNA of Magnolia sinica, 468 nucleotides long. RefSeq lists its product as uncharacterized. The record is from RefSeq and is a predicted model, not a curated record. Bases 1 to 468 code for a protein of 155 amino acids. NCBI's taxonomy places the organism in Eukaryota, Viridiplantae, Streptophyta, Magnoliopsida, Magnoliales, Magnoliaceae. The transcript has a single exon.
AUGGUCACUAAUAUGCAACAACAACAGCAGAUGAUGGCCACUAUGAUGGGGGCCAUGGCCCAGAACAUGGGUAUGCCGCAACCGGCGCAACCCGGUCUAACCGCACCCGCAAACAACGUGAGCAACCUAUUUGAGCGGUUCCAGCGGUACAGACCGCCUACGUUCGCAGGCACCCACCGCCCCGAGGAAGCGGAGUACUGGCUCAAUCGAGUCACCAAACUGCUUAGGCCUCUCCAUUGUACCGAGGCAGAGAGCGUUGAGCUCCUUUCCUACCUCUUUGAGAAGGAGGCAGACUUGUGGUGGGAAAGCAUUCUCCGCUCCAUCCCGGAGGACUAUGUAUGGACGUGGAAGGCGUCCGAGGCCUGCUUCAACGAAAAGUACCUCCCUCAGACGUACCAACAUGAGAGGAAAAAUGAAUUCCUCCACCUCCAACAAGGGGGCAUGACAGUAGCGCAAUACGAAAACUGA